AAUAUUAUUAUUAUUCUGCUCACUGCUCACCCUUCUUUAUCUAUAAAAAACCACUCUCCUCUCCACUUUUCAUAUCCACACUGCACUGUGGCUCUUCCUCUCUCCCUCUCUCCCUCCGUCUCUGUCUCUCAGUUUCCUUUUACCUUGUGCUGCUUUGUGUUUAAGAUGAGAUCCCCAUUGUUGUUGCUUAGUCUUCUUCUUGUUAUCCAGUGCAUCGCGCAUGCAACUGAGCACAAUGAAGCUUCAGUCCUUCACCCUGAGAGUCUCAAUUUGGACACGGGUGGGCUGAGCAGAGCCAGCUUCCCCAAGGGCUUUGUCUUCGGAACGGCGACGUCCGCUUAUCAAGUCGAAGGCAUGGCCCACAAGGAGGGUCGUGGCCCCAGCAUUUGGGAUGAGUUUAUUAAAAUUCCCGGAAUUGUUGCCAAUAAUGGUACAGGAGAAGUCGCUGUGGACCAGUAUCACCGGUACAAACAAGAUGUUGAUCUCAUGGCAAACCUAAAUUUCGAUGCCUAUCGAUUCUCAAUAUCAUGGUCCAGAAUUUUCCCAAAUGGUACUGGGAAAGUCAACUGGAAAGGAGUUGCAUACUACAACCGGUUAAUUAACUACUUGAUCAAAAGAGGCAUUACUCCCUAUGCAAACUUAUACCAUUAUGAUCUUCCCCUUGCACUUGAGAAGAAGUACUUGGGAUUGUUAAAUGACAAAGUAGUGAAAGAUUUUGCUGACUAUGCAGAGUUUUGUUUCAAGACAUUUGGAGACAGAGUGAAGAACUGGAUGACCUUCAAUGAGCCUAGAGUGGUGGCUGCUCUUGGCUAUGAUAAUGGUUUCUUUGCUCCGGCACGGUGUUCCAAAGCAUAUGGAAAGUGCACAGCUGGAAAUUCAUCCACCGAGCCUUAUAUCGCAGCUCAUCAUUUGAUUUUAUCACAUGGCGCUGCAGUUCAGAGAUACCGUGAGAAGUAUCAGAAGGUACAAAAAGGAAGGAUUGGUAUUCUCUUGGAUUUUGUUUGGUAUGAGCCUCUUACCAGAUCAAAGGCUGACCACUAUGCGGCUCAGAGGGCCAGAGACUUUCAUGUUGGAUGGUUCAUCCAUCCCAUUGUAUAUGGAGAGUAUCCAAGAACAAUCCAAGAAAUAGUUGGUGAUAGGCUACCCAAGUUCACCAAAGAGGAGGUUAAGAUGGUGAAGGGCUCAAUGGAUUUUGUUGGCAUCAACCAAUAUACUGCUUACUACAUGUACGAUCCACAUCAAUCAAAACCAAAGGUCUUGGGGUACCAGCAGGACUGGAAUGCAGGAUUUGCUUAUAAGAAGAAUGGAGUGCCUAUUGGUCCUAGGGCAUAUUCUAGUUGGCUCUACCAAGUACCGUGGGGUUUGUACAAAGCUAUAACCUACAUAAAAGACCAUUAUGGAAACCCACCAGUGAUUUUAUCUGAAAAUGGCAUGGAUAAUCCUGGCAAUUGGACACGUUCACAGGGAUUGCACGACACCACAAGGAUCAAGUUCUACAACAGCUAUAUGAUUCAGCUGAAGAAGGCAGUUGAUGAAGGAGCCAAUGUGCUGGGCUACUUCGCGUGGUCAUUGCUCGACAACUUUGAAUGGAGGUUGGGAUACACUUCAAGAUUUGGCAUAGUCUAUGUUGAUUUCAAAACCCUCGAGAGAUACCCAAAAAUGUCCGCCUACUGGUUCAAGAAGCUACUCACCAAAACCAAGCACUAGCUAGUACCUUCUAGUCUAGUAUUGUUGGUGGGGAAUAAUAACAAAUAGAAACCCCUCCCCUAAUGCUUCUCAAUUUCUUCCUUGUUGACGAACAAAAUGUAAUCUUUGUCUGUCAAUGGAAUGAACUAAGAACCUCUUGUUUUGCUAAAUAAUAGAUAAGGCCUCGUUUGGGUGAU
Messenger RNA from Prunus avium (sweet cherry), 1883 nucleotides. The record is from RefSeq and is a predicted model, not a curated record. NCBI's taxonomy places the organism in Eukaryota, Viridiplantae, Streptophyta, Magnoliopsida, Rosales, Rosaceae.